Messenger RNA from Myxocyprinus asiaticus (Chinese sucker), 7163 nucleotides. It is a transcript of the gene grin2da, whose product is annotated as glutamate receptor, ionotropic, N-methyl D-aspartate 2D, a. Gene Ontology annotation, molecular function: NMDA glutamate receptor activity; transmitter-gated monoatomic ion channel activity involved in regulation of postsynaptic membrane potential. The record is from RefSeq and is a predicted model, not a curated record. Gene Ontology annotation, biological process: excitatory postsynaptic potential; monoatomic ion transport; synaptic transmission, glutamatergic. Lineage: Eukaryota; Metazoa; Chordata; Actinopteri; Cypriniformes; Catostomidae. Gene Ontology annotation, cellular component: postsynaptic membrane; plasma membrane; NMDA selective glutamate receptor complex. The transcript is spliced from 14 exons. The coding region runs from base 1 to 5664 and encodes 1887 amino acids.
AUGGCGGCAAGGCCCGUUCUUUCAUUCUUAUUGGCUGUGCUGGCAUGCACUGGGCCGGCUCAGCCCUCCCCCCCACUGCUGCUCCGUCCUCGGGAGAGAGAGAGGGACUCGGGAGGGGCUUCGGGCGGAGUCAACAUUGCUGUGGUCCACUCCGGCUCCUCCCACCUCCCGGAAACGAGCGCUGGGGUGGGGGGUGUGGUGGGUGAGAGCGUUAUGACACCAUGGGGGCCAGCUAAUGUCAUCUGGCUGGCUGUGAACGAGAGCAGUCCAGGGAGCCUGUUGCUACAGUUGUGUGAGUUGUUGGCAACCACUCCACUGCAAGGCCUUGUGUUUGAAGAAGAGAAGCCACCUCCGCCCAACCGUGCACCAUUAGCACCGAUGCUGGAGUUUGUCUCGGCCCAAACAGGAGUGCCUGUCAUUGCAGUGGGGGGAGGGGCCGGCUUGGGGAGGGAGCCACAGGAGAGUGGCUCCGUCUACUUGCAGUUCUCCUGUGCUACUGCCUUGCAACUGGAGGUCAUUUUUGAAGUUCUGGAGGAGUUUGAUUGGACUGCAUUCUCUGUGGUUACCACACGCCACCAUGGCUACGAGGACUUCAUGGCUAUGGUUGAGGGCAUGAUAGAUGGCUCCUUCAUCGGUUGGGAGAGAAAGAGCGUGGUGAUGCUCAACCUGACCGAUGACCCAGGAGGUGUUCGUACCCGCAGGCUACUGAAGGAGAAUGAAGCACAGGUGCGACUCCUAUAUUGCUCGCAAGAAGAGGCGGAGCACAUUUUUAAAGCAGCAUGGGCAUCAGGGCAGGCCACACCUUCACACAUGUGGUUUGCAGUGGGCCCCGCUCUAUUAGGACUUGGUCUAGAGGGUCUGCCCAAGGCCGUGUUUGCAGUACGACCCCAGGGAUGGAGAGACGAGCCACGUCGAAGAAUUGCAAAGGGUGUGUCGGUACUGACGCAUGGAGCCAUGGCUUUACGCAGGGAGUAUGGUGGGGCUCGCGGUACAAGCUUCGCCGGGAACUGCAUGAUGGAUGGAAACCAAACUCAGAGGGUGCCAGACAGGAUCAGGUUCUUCAGUAAUAUAACUCUAUCUGGACGGGACUAUUCCUUUAAUAAUGACGGUUAUCUGGCAAAUCCACUCCUGGAUGUUAUCUCCUAUACUGCAGGAAGAGGCUGGGAGGAGGUAGGUUGGUGGGAAAACGGAGUGCUGCGUCUGCGUUACCCACCCUGGUCACGAUAUGGCCCUUUCCUCAAGCCUUUGGACGAUUCCCAGCACUUGCGUGUGGUCACGCUGGAGGAGAGGCCAUUUGUCAUCGUAGAGCCUGCUGAACCUGGAACAGGCUCCUGCAUCAGAGACUCCGUGCCGUGUCGUCUCCCACUCAACAACAGCAUGGUUGUUGAGGGCAUUCUAUCCAUGAAGCAUUGCUGCAAAGGCUUCUGUAUUGAUGUUCUCAAGCGGCUGGCUAAAAUAGUGGGCUUCACCUAUGACCUCUAUCUGGUGACCAAUGGCAGGCAUGGAAAGAACAUAAAUGGAGAGUGGAACGGGAUGGUCGGAGAGGUAGUAUCCAAGCGUGCUGACAUGGCGAUCGGCUCCCUGACUAUCAAUGAAGAAAGGUCAGAGGUUGUGGAGUUCUCUGUUCCGUUUGUGGAGACUGGCAUCAGUGUCAUGGUCUCUCGUAGCAAUGGCACUGUGUCACCAUCUGCUUUCCUUGAACCGUACAGUCCAGCCGUGUGGGUGAUGAUGUUCGUCAUGUGCCUGACGGUUGUGGCGGUGACUGUCUUCAUAUUCGAGUUCUUCAGCCCUGUUGGAUAUAACCGAAGCUUACAAAGCGGCAAGAAGGCAGGAGGUUCAAAGUUCACCAUAGGGAAGUCUGUUUGGCUGCUGUGGGCUCUGGUGUUUAAUAACUCGGUUCCAGUGGAGAACCCAAGAGGCACCACCAGUAAGAUUAUGGUGCUGGUCUGGGCUUUCUUUGCUGUCAUCUUCCUGGCCAGCUACACUGCUAAUCUGGCUGCCUUCAUGAUCCAAGAAGAGUACAUCGACACUGUCUCUGGCCUCAGUGAUAAGAAGUUCCAGCAGCCCACAGAGCAGUAUCCUCCUUUACACUUCGGCACUGUCCCGAAUGGGAGUACAGAGGAAAACAUACGAAGCAACUACCCCAACAUGCAUCAGUUCAUGGUGCGGAACAAUCAGAGAGGUGUAGAAGAGGCCAUUGACAACCUUAAGACUGGCAAACUGGAUGCAUUUAUAUAUGAUGCGGCUGUCUUGAACUACAUGGCUCGUAAGGAUGAGGGCUGCAAAGUGAUGACCAUAGGCUCCGGCAAAGUGUUCGCCACAACAGGAUAUGGCAUUGCUUUACACAAGAACUCGCGCUUGAAGCGGCCACUAGAUCUUGCCCUACUACAGUUAGUUGGAGACGAUGAGAUCGACAUGCUUGAACGACUCUGGCUCUCUGGCAUCUGCCAUAAUGAUAAGAUCGAGGUGAUGAGUUCCAAGCUGGACAUAGACAACAUGGCGGGAGUAUUUUAUAUGCUUCUUGUGGCCAUGGGCCUAAGUCUGCUGGUGUUUGCAUGGGAGCAUCUUGUCUACUGGAAGCUCCGCCACUGUUUGGGCCGUUCUGGAGGACUGGACUUCCUACUGGCUUUCAGUCGUGGAAUGUACAGCUGCUGCAAUUUCGAGGAUGAAACAGCUCCAGGAGGUUCCCAAAGCACACUUCCUCAAUACCAUCAUGUCUCCACAGUUCCUCCUCCUCCCCCACCUCAUGUGAUCUCUACAGUUGUGGCCAAUCCCCCCAUCACUAUGGCACAACAACAACAGCAGCAACAACAAAAACAACACCACCAGCAGCUGCCAGUUUACAAUGCCUUUCUUCCUGGCUCACCUCCGUCAGAUGGACAUUCUGGCAUGGCUCUAGGGCCAUCGAACAGUCCCAUUCUUGGAGCACCUAUGCCAUGCUCUACAUUCCUACCACGCCAUGAUCGCAGAUUAGCAGUGGUUGAUCGGUGGACACGUCCAAAGGUGGGGCCUGAAAAGCCCAGUGGUGUGAGCAGUGGAAUUACAGACUUGUCACAAUUACAGGGAAUUGGGGCACACUGGGCCACAGGAGUAAGUGGAGGAGAGGGGGGUCUGGAUGAAUACAAAAGAUACUAUGGCCCAAUUGAUCCAGAGGGCCUAGGUGUCUCUGCAGAGCAACAAAAUGUAGGCGCCCUAACUCCAAAAACUAAGCAUCGUGGGACAAAAUCCUCUGGAAACCCAAGGUUACUUCCAAAAAGUCAGGGCUCUGGACACUUAUCCAUUAACCCUGCAUUGCCACAUCCCUCUUCACCUCAGCAAUCCUUCUGGAGGAGAAGCAGCCUCUCAAAAAGGAAGGGCUUAGGGGGCCCACUGUAUGAAAACAUUCUUCCCCUCGGUAGGAGAGGUGGUGGCAGGUAUGGAGUGAGGGAUGGAGGUGGCAGAAGAGGAUGCCGUCCUCCUCCCCUUCCUCUACCUGUACCUGUGCCCAUCUCUUCCCCGACCCAAACUCCCCCCUCACCUUCUCCAUCCAUAUGCUACACAACCACUUCCUCCAGAAGCUCCAGCACCUCUAGUUCAUCCUCUUCUUCAGAAUCAAUCUCCCUAUCCAAUUCUCCGACCUCCUCAUCAUCUUACACAUCAUUACAAAGCUUCAGGUACUGGGCAGAUGUAAGAGACAUAUAUGAGGACUAUGACACAGAUGAGCUUACAGAGGAGUCCAGCUUGCUUUUGGAUAGGAGAAAAAGUCGUUCAUGCAUGUCCUCUCGAUCCUUGCCCAGUAGUCCUCCUCCACCACCUAUACCACCACGCAAACCUUGUGCACAGAGGGCGCAGAUGAGAGACAGAGCAGGCAGUCAGCUUGCACAACUUCAAGAGUGGUGGGCAUCUUGGGGAGAGAAAGAAAAAGACAGAAGAGCAGUUGGCAACAGAGAUGAUAAAGAGGAGAAACAACAUCACAAAGGGAGAGAAAGAGAGAGAAAGAGGAGGAAGAAGGGUAGAAAGAAAAAGAAGCGAGAACAGCGUGAAAGGGAAAGGGAGCGUAAAGGACGUAAAGUCAAAAAGAAAAAGAAAAAAGAGGAGAAAUCCAGGAGAAGGGAGAGGGAAAAGAGGUCUGAACAAGAGGAAGGUAAUACUGAUAGGAAAGAUGUUUUUGAAAAAGGAAUAGGACAGGAAUACUCUUCUUAUCCUGCACUGAGGCGGAGCUCUUUCCGAAAGAAAAGUGAAAGCUCUACAAGGAGUUAUGAGUGGGAUAUUCCCAUAAAAGGAGUAAAGAGAGAAAGGGAUGAUCAAGUAGGCGAUGAUGAAGAGAGAAGUAGAGGAAAGGAAAGGCAUCACAGAAGCCCUAAGUCACAUCACCACUCCAGACCAAGGUUUAACAAUAAGCAUUAUUCCACCUCAUACAAGCCUUCUUCAACUGUCAAAUUUUGGGGUAGUGGGAACCCAACUUCAGAAUCUCCAUCGUCUUUUGUACCCCUGCUUCCACUGUCCUCCAAAAGACAAAAGUCUGUAGGAGCCGAGAGAGAUGAGCGAGGAAGAGGUGGAGAGAGUCGCCCCCUUUUGGGAAAGAAUGGAAGAGGUAAGGCCCGCUCGAGAGAAGGCCUGUCUUUUAAUGAAUGGGAUUCUGAGGAGGAAGAGGAUGUAGAGUCAGAUGUGGAAAGAAGUAGACCAGAAGAACAGGGGAGACUGAGAGAAAGCAGAGAAGAGGACUCAGAGUCAGAAAGGGAAAGAGAAAAAACGGUUGAGAUAUACACAGAUGAUGAAGGUUCCUCAGGAGAGUUUGGUAAGUUUGAGAGAUAUUGGGAGGGCCACGAAGGAAGGGCGGUUGGAGGCAUUGGGGGAGGAGGAUGGUUUUUUGACACCUACCCUUCCAGAGAAAGAGCAGGCAGCAUAAACAGUAGAGAUGAAUCAUUUUUGGGAUGGGGUGGUGGAGAAAGCAGCUUGGGGUUCAGAGCAGUUACAGGAUGGGGAUCAGGGGGGUUUGGAUCAAACCAGUGGCCUCCAACUCCAUUGACUCCCCCACCCCCGCGAAGAUAUUGGUCUGUAGACAAAUUACCACUGAAGACUGAAAAGAGGUCUAAAAGCAGGUCCCAAGAAAAGAGUCGAGGCCACACAUCCUGUUCCUGCCAGUCACCCCAUCACUUCACCAGCACUGACUCCAAAUGGAAUCGAGUGACUUCUCAGAGUCAGGAGGAGCUACACCCCCAUUGCCACAGUUUUAGCAGCAGUGUAAGACCCAAGUGGCAAUCAUCAAAACCGGACCGGGCUCAGAGCCAGGCUAAAUCUGGAAGCCAAUCCAACCUCAAUGUACAAAGAUUACAGCGCUCAGACCGAUCCCGGCAACAGUCCUCCCCACCUCAGAGUCUACCACCAUCUUUACCCCCUCCAAUGGUCCCUGCACUCCCAGCACCACCAUCUUCCUCUCAUCAUAUACAUGUUCCUCCACCUACCUCCUCCUCCUCAUUUUCCUCCCCUUCAGUUGUUUCAUGUACACCUGGUGCCCCACAGCCCUCCUCUUUGUCCUCCUCUAGUGCAAAACUCCAAUACCAGAAACUUUGUUCGGGACCCCAACCCCAAAGGUAUCAAUCCCCACACGUUCCCCUCAAAACCAAGAGCCUGUGCUCGCGUCGAGGUUCUGCCCACUUUUCCAGUGUUGAAAGUGAGGUCUAAGAGACAUAAUUAAAUGAGGAACAUCAGCAGGUAGCCUUCAUGGGCAAUCAAGUCACCUACUCAUGCCAACUGUUCAUGACGGACGGGUUAGGUUGCUUUAGCUGGCACCCUCUUUCUCUUGCACAAACCUAUUAUACUUCUAAGAAAAAAAAUUGGAUUGGGAUGUCACAUAAACUGGAGCCCUCUCUCUUACUUGUGUAAGAAUGGUACUGCCAUGCUGACAAAUCUUGUUGAUGUUAGCGAGGCUGUUCAUAUGGGAUUAACUUUGCUUCUCUUACUUCUUGGGGACUUUUAGGUGGAGCAUCGAAGUUAUGGGUAAAUGUGAUUUUCUUGGGAGUGUUUUGCUCCUGGAUGGCUCAGGAAUGUUUUUCAAGGCAAGAUUCAGAGGUCAAAAUACAAAGCCCUAACACCCCACCAGUGUAAUUGUUGUGUAUAUUUAUUGAAUAUAUCUCAAGGGAAGUGUUCACAAAGGAAAGUAGCAAUCCAUUUUUUUCUUCUUCGAGCAUAUACAGUACCUUGACCUCCACCUUCUUUCACAAACUGGCAUCUAGCAUUCUGUGUGUUGUUGUCAGUGUUUGUAAUCCUAGCAACAGGGUAAGUUAGCCAUGACUGAUCACAUAUUAGCUUACUGAAGAUGAAUGCCAAACUUAAGUGGAGCUGAUGUACAGUCCUGUUACACUGAAGUCAUUUCACAGGUCAUCAUGUUUCAUUCUCCUCCCUUGAGCAAUACAUAAUUAACUACAAACAACAUUCAAUACAUAUAUUUUAUAUUUAAAAAUUAUUUUAUUAUAUAUGAUAUAAAUGUUUUGUGAUCUGGUUUGAAACAGUUGUGUUGAGUUAUUAAAAAUAAUAUAAGCACUUUGCUGUAUUACAGUAGGGCACAUGCAAUGUUUCAACUACCUAUUAUCGGUGGCAGCCCUUCCCAUCUCAACUGAAUGUACAUGUUGCCAUGACAACACAGUGUGCUGCAACCAAGAAGACACUUUUAAGAUCGUAGCUUUCUCGGGGGAGGCCUUCUUGUCAGAGCCAGUUAUGGUAGCAUUAAUGCUGAUGUUUGGAGUGUAAGGAUGACAGGGCUAGCCAUACUGCAGCACUGUACUCGCUAACUGAGAUGUCAGUGAUUGACAUGUCAUUAUUCGGAGAGCGAUAAGUGAAAGAGAGCACUGUUUACAGUUUAACACUGUGUUUUUACACCUUUUUUUACAAGCUGCUCUGUUCUGCCAUUUAUUAGCUUCUAACAUUGUAUUUAUACUUGCUUAGCAAGUUUGCUUAAGAUGUACAAGUAGCAGCAAGGAAAACCUGGGUAAAUGAGAGGAAAUUAGAUUUACAAAUUUAUGUUUUCACUAGACAUAUCUGUUAAGUAAAAAAGCCGGAUCAAGUUUUCGCUCAACUGUGAGAAAGACUGAUUAUUAAAACAGUCAUGUAGAUCUUUUGUUUUAUUUCGCUUUUACCAUUAGGCAAGCUAGCAUCUUUGAAGUGAUUGCUAUAAUUGACUGUGA